Messenger RNA from Onychostoma macrolepis, 6551 nucleotides. RefSeq names its product cAMP-specific 3',5'-cyclic phosphodiesterase 4D-like. Gene Ontology annotation, biological process: signal transduction. Gene Ontology annotation, cellular component: perinuclear region of cytoplasm; cytosol; nucleus. The transcript is spliced from 20 exons. The record is from RefSeq and is a predicted model, not a curated record. Lineage: Eukaryota; Metazoa; Chordata; Actinopteri; Cypriniformes; Cyprinidae. Bases 3402 to 5753 code for a protein of 783 amino acids. Gene Ontology annotation, molecular function: 3',5'-cyclic-AMP phosphodiesterase activity.
AUACUCGCCAACACGCAUUACGUUACUCGUGCUAAAUAUAUGUAAGUGUGAACUCGUGAAAUGAUGUUUUAUUAACAAAGUUCGGGAGGAGCACGUCAGAUACUUAGCCUAAUUAGACACAAGUGGUACGCCAUCAGGCUAAUCAACACAAGGGUACAAAUACAGCUGACAUACCUCCUUUCAUUUGACGGCUAAUCAGCAUCCCUCCACCACCCCUUCUCCACCAUUAUCACCAAAGUUCACUACACAGUAGGGGGGAUACUCUGGGUUCGGGCAAUUCCCGAGCUCGGAGCCCUUCCCCAGGACAGCACGCCAACAACGUAUUACCAUACUCGCCAAAUACGCAUUACGUUACUCGUGCUAAAUAUAUGUAAGUGUGAACUCGUGAACUACCACGUACAGUAGGUGUUAUCUCCGUAAUGCAUAUUUAUGUUUGUCUUUCACCCUUCACAUGUGACAUUGUGUGAAUGGUAGCAGUACGCAACUGUCCUAGAAGGAACCGAUGCAUUGAUCUUAUCUUGCACUAUUGGUGAAGAAGGACAGGAAUUUGGUUAAUUUUUUAUUUUUAUUUUAUAUAUCUCAUGUUGUCAUGAAUGUCUUAGGAUGUUUUUCCUGGGACAGGAGCUUGAAAUUUUUGUACAAGGAAAUGUAUUAUGUUAAUUAACUUUUAAAUAUUUAUGGAAAAAAAUAAAUGCUGUAUUCACUUAAGUUGGUGUUUUUUUUUUUUUUUUUUUUUUUUUUCCAUUUAAAUUUUUAACGGCAUUUUCUAAUGGACUGGUUAUACUUUGGGAAAUUUGUGCCCAAAAGUGAGCUAAACCUCAGCACAUGUAGGGGUUUGGGUUAAUUUAUUGUAUUUGUUUAUCUUUAUGUAAAUAGUAGUCUGUUGUAUUGAGGGUUGUGUUUGUUUUAAAUGUAGAUUUUAUGCAAGAUUUUAAAUACCCACUUAGAUCUCAUUUUUCUAGUAUCUGUGUUCUCACCAUGAGAACACAGCUCCCCCAUGUGGAGUAAAACAUAGUAACAGUCAAGGGGUAAAAGGGUCUGGAAAAUAAUUUGUAUAUUUUUAAAAUAAACACACAGUAAACCUAAAUGAAUUUGGUUGUGCAUUGCAGUCACACAGUUUCUUCUCUUUAUAAAAAAAAGAAAAAAAAAGAAAGAAAAGAAAUUAUGAUAUAAAACUCUAAUUUUGGAAACCUUAAAGAAAUAGUUCAACCAAAAAUGAAAAUAUGCUUAACUUACUUAACCUCAGGCCAUCCAAGAUGCAGUGAAUGGGUGCCAUCAGAAUGAGUUCAAACAGCUGAUUAAAAACAUCACAAUAAUCCACAAGUAAUUCACAUGGCUCUAGGCCAUCAUUUAACAUCGUUAACGUUUUACUUCAAACCAUUGCUUCCAGCUAAAGUACUAAGCUAAAAUAAAAGUUCUCUAUCCAUAAUAUUGCUUUCUUCAGUGAAAAAAUCAGCUUGUCUGAAUCAGGAGAGAAAUAUUUACAAGUGAAAACAAAUAUAAGACAACAAGGGAUGGACUUUUUCAUUGGAGGACACAUUAUUAUGGAUAACGCCUGGUGUUUUGGCCAGAAGUGAAGUUUAAAACGCCUUAAUGAUGAAUUUGUUUAUUACAAACACACAGCUUUUCACUUUAGAAGCCUUUAAUUGAUUGACUGGAGUCAUGUAGAUUGUGAUGGUUUGUAUCAGCUGUUUGGACUCUCAUUGGUGAGCAAGUGAUGUAAUGCUAAGUUUCUCCAAAUAUGUUCCAAUGAAUAAACAAUCUACAUCUUGGGUGGUUUGAGGCAGGGUCAAUUUUCAUAUUUGGGUGGAGCACUCCUUUCAUUUCUAGGUAUGGUUUUUAUUUAGUAAAAAAGUACAUCUUUAUUAUGUCUGUCUUAAGAUGGUGUAAAAUCUAAAAUACAGUAUUUUCCCCAAGCUUGUAAAUCUGCUUUCUUGAGAAAUGGAAAAUUUAAUUAUGGUACGUGAUAUUUUGAGAGGUUUUUGUAGUAGAACAAACACAUUUGAGUGGCUGCCUCUCGCUCGCAUAAAACAGGAUAACAGAAUUCUCCUUAAAGCAUUUUUCUCUGGUGCUUCAUGGGUAAUUUUGGUCUAGCAGUUAGAAGUAGGUCACGGUUCUCAGAAUGUGUGAACUAGCAGGUCAGAAGAAAUCUGGAUUGCCGUGAAUAAUGCUCACGUUUGUUUGUUAGACCCCUGCCUUUUACUUCUACACCUUGCACUGUCAUUUUGAGGUGGGAUCUCCUAAUUUGAUUAAUUUGCAAAGUAAAACCCCUCUCAAUGUCACCAUAGAAUUAAUUAAAAAUUACUCUCAAACACUGCAGGGAAAAUUAAAUGCAUCAAUGAACGUGCUAAAUGAUGCACAGCCCCCUUCAUGAAAGUGUGUUAUUAAAAAAAAAAAAAUCCGAUGCAUUUAGAUAUUUUGUUCCAUUUAAUGGCACUGUAGAGACUCUACUAAACUGCAAUAUAAUUUACUUGAAUUUAACUGUUUGGACAUCAUCGUGUGGACUGAGUGACAUGGAUGUGCAUUUAGCUAGACAAAUAAAGACAAACCAGUUUUUAUAGCUGCCAAGAAUGUUGUUGACUGUGGGAUUAUGUCAAACAGAUGUGGUAAAUUGUUUACUGAUGGUGAUCCAACACUCCUUAAAGGGACUGCACAGCUGCAUGAUCAUUACUGAUUCAACAGAUGCAGUUUUGGAGUCCAAAAAUGUAUUUAGGAAAUGUUUGUGUAUAUUCUGUGCAAGGUGAUGGGUGUUAAUGUCACUACUUGUAGUUUUAAACCCUCUGUGGUGCAUAUAUAAACCAGUGAUUUAGAGGUAGUCUGCAUGGAGGGAUUUUGAAUGACUUUCUCAUUAAAAUGUGUACAGGUGUAGUUGCUCUUGGGUGAUAUUUCAUGCCCUUUGAGCUUCUUUGGUAUUCAGAUUUCACCUUACAAAGACUACAAAUGUCUUGACUUUGCGUAAAUGUCCCAUCUGUAUUUGAUUCAGUAGAUUGCCAUUAGGUGUUUCUCAAGAAAUGUCUCCAUGAUUUCCCUCAGAACUGUCCAAAUAUGUGAAACACAAAUAAGCCAGUUGUCUAUUAAAGUCAGAGGAAGCUCCUUUCCAGAUUUGUUUUGAUACUCCGAUUGGUGGACAGGUCUUUGCAGCUUCAUGGAAGUACGAAGUGUGACAACUAGCCCCGUUCUCUCCUGAUCACUAACAACGAUGUAGAGACCAGUCAGAGGGCAUGUGAAAUGAGAACUGCAGCCUCCAAAGGGACCACAGAGCUGGACUGUAUUGCAGUGACUAUCGGGAUCAGUCUCUGGAGGAUUGGAGGAACACUUCCGUUCCUUUUCUCUCUCUCCCAGGAGAAGAGACUUUCUACGUUCUGAGGCUGAAACCUCAACUUUUAUCUGGGGGACAAACAAUGCAAGAGAAUGCCUGCAGCGGAGAAAGUCAAUUGGAGAGCGUCUCAGAUUGUUCCCCAGACUCCCCAGACUCAUGUCCACUGUCCUGCAUGGAGCCCUUUGCAGUCCACAGGCUUUCCUGCCGAACUGUCCAGCUGCCCCCUUUGGCCUUCAGGCAGGCUGAGCAGUACUACUGUGAGAGGAAACCAGAGACCGAGACGGCCCAGCCUCGACCCAGCAGCCUCCCCUUGAGAGCACCUCCACUGAUUGCCAUCACCUCCGCAGAUACAAGCAGUUUUGAUGUGGACAAUGGCACCUCAUCAGGACGUAGUCCGCUGGAUCCCAUGGCGAGCCCGGGGUCAGGUCUCAUCCUCCAGGCCAACUUUGUGCACAGCCAGAGGAGAGAGUCCUUCCUGUACCGCUCUGACAGCGACUAUGACCUCUCACCGAAGUCUAUGUCCAGAAACUCCUCCAUCGCCAGUGACAUACACGGUGAUGACAUGAUUGUUACCCCUUUUGCACAGGUUCUGGCAAGUUUAAGGACUGUCCGGAAUAAUUUUGCUGCUUUAACAAAUGUACAACAAGAAAGGGCCAAUAACAAGAGAUCCCCCAUGUGUAACCCACCUCCCAUCACAAAGACCUCCUACACAGAGGAGGCCUACCAGAAACUGGCCACAGAGACCCUGGAGGAGCUGGACUGGUGCCUCGACCAGCUUGAGACCCUCCAAACCAGGCAUUCGGUCAGCGAGAUGGCAUCCAACAAGUUCAAGAGGAUGUUGAACAGAGAAUUGACUCACCUCUCAGAGAUGAGCCGAUCUGGUAACCAGGUGUCUGAGUUCAUCUCCAGUACAUUCUUAGACAAGCAACACGAGGUGGAAAUGCCAUCGCCCCAGUCUCAGAAAGACAAGGAGAAGAAGAAAAGGCCGAUGUCCCAGAUUAGUGGUGUAAAAAAGUUAACGCACAGUUCCAGCCUUACCAACUCUAACAUCCCUCGGUUUGGAGUUAAAACUGAAACAGAAGAUGAGCUGGCCAAGGAGCUUGAAGAUGUAAAUAAAUGGGGCCUUAAUGUCUUCAAAGUGUCAGAAUUUUCUGGGAACAGACCUUUAACGGUUAUGAUGCACACAAUAUUCCAGGAGAGGGACUUGUUAAAGACGUUUAAAAUUCCCCUCGACACGUUUAUCACCUAUCUGAUGACUUUAGAGGACCAUUACCAUGCUGACGUUGCCUAUCACAACAACAUCCACGCUGCUGAUGUCACACAGUCCACUCACGUCCUGUUAUCAACCCCUGCCCUUGAGGCUGUGUUUACAGACCUUGAAAUUCUCGCUGCCAUAUUUGCUAGUGCGAUACAUGAUGUUGACCAUCCUGGCGUCUCCAACCAGUUUCUCAUCAACACUAACUCUGAGCUGGCCCUCAUGUAUAAUGAUUCGUCUGUGUUGGAGAAUCAUCAUCUGGCUGUAGGUUUUAAACUGCUGCAGGAAGAGAACUGUGACAUCUUCCAGAACUUGACCAAGAAACAGAGACAGUCACUCCGCAAGAUGGUCAUUGACAUUGUUCUGGCCACAGACAUGUCUAAGCACAUGAAUUUAUUGGCGGAUCUGAAAACCAUGGUGGAGACCAAAAAGGUGACCAGUUCUGGGGUAUUACUGCUGGAUAACUACUCUGACAGGAUACAGGUCUUGCAGAACAUGGUGCACUGUGCAGACCUCAGUAACCCCACCAAGCCGCUGCAGUUGUACAGGCAGUGGACGGACCGCAUCAUGGAGGAGUUCUUCAGUCAGGGGGACAGAGAGCGGGAGCGCGGCAUGGAGAUCAGCCCUAUGUGCGACAAGCACAACGCUUCAGUCGAGAAGUCCCAGGUGGGCUUCAUCGAUUACAUUGUGCACCCAUUGUGGGAGACGUGGGCAGACCUGGUGCACCCAGACGCCCAGGACAUCUUGGACACGCUGGAGGACAACAGGGAGUGGUACCAGAGCACCAUUCCCCAGAGCCCCUCUCCGGCGUUGGACACCAGCAGCGAGGGCCGACGCACCGCUGGCCAGGAGAAGUUCCAGUUUGAGCUGACUCUGGAGGAGGACGGAGAAUCCGACACGGAGAAGGACAGUGGAAGCCCUCCUGAUGAAGAGGAGGAGGAAGAGGAGGAAGAGGAGGAAAACAGCUGCAGUGACUCUAAAACCCUUUGCACACAGGACUCCGAAUGUACAGAGAUCCCCCUGGACGAGCAGGUGGGGGACGCACAGGAGGACGAGGAUGAAGAGGACGAGCAGGAGGAGGAAAGGGAAAUAUCAGAACCCUGUGUUUUAGAGGAGGAAGAGGAAGAGGAUGAUGAGGAGGAGGAGGAGGAGGAGGAAGACGACACUGCCAACACAUAACACAGUAUGACACGGCACCUGAACUUUUUUAUAUUAGAGAUGAGAAACACUUAUUUAUGGUUAAGAUAUUAGUUUUUUUCAUUGUCUAUUUUGCAUACGUCGUUCAGAAGUGCUUUUUAAAUGUCCGCCUUUAACCUGUUUUUUAUUUUUCAUUCCUCACUCUUUUUUUUUUUAGUUUUAACCAUUUUUACACUCAGGAAUAUCUUUUCCACUCCCACCUGUCAUUCAUACAGACAAACUAAACAAAUGAAAGGUUAAAAAGCUCGACUUGUAUUCCUGAUUGUGAGGUACUUUUUAUUUUUUUUUGACUGAAACAGUAUUUUAGAAACAUUUAGAAAGCAGCUGUUUUUCACCGACGAGACUAUUUUUUCCUGUUUAUCUGAAGGAAAGUGGCAAUUCGAAGCAUUUUAGCAGACAAACACUUUAGAAGUGAAUACUUCAUGCUUUGAACUUCAUGUCUUCCUGAUGCCUUGAAUGUGUUAUUAAUCUGGAUUUAGCUGUCUGUUGUGUUUGUGUAUCAGUCAUUAUUUGAAGUGAAUGGACAUGGUACCAAAGUGAAAAGAACUCGUGAGACACCAUUUUCACACUGAAAAUACUCAUUUUCAUUUAAAUGACCAUAUUUGGGGUAAAUAUGGUAAUUUCCACUUUUUUUAUGUUUGUUUUACCUUUAUUUGUUGCAUCCAAUCCAGAUCUGAAAAUAUAUUUUUUUUAACAAUAAGUUGCUCAGUUUAAUAAUACCUAAUUAUGACCAUAUUUCAACUUUAAAAAAAAAAAAAAAAAAAAAUGUAUUCCCCCCAA